GUUAAUAUUAAAAACCUUUUCUCUCAGGCUGGAUUCACUCGUCUUCACCAAUGGAUGGAGUUUAUUCCCAGGCGCGCACAGUGACUUCUUGAAAACUUCACACACCGUGCUGGGCGCUCCUCCCGGAGUUUACGCUGGGAUGGAGCAGCGUGGGGCGGCCGGAGGAGGGGGAGCGGAGAGCCCCGGCCUCCGGGACAGCGCCAGCCCGGAGGAGCGAGGAGGAGGAGGAGAGAAGGGGGAAAGCCCGGCGUCCAGCGGCCCCCCCCAGUGCAAGCUGAACCGCCUGGAGGUCAACGGCAGCCCGGCGAACCCGCACGCCCGGCAGAACGGCACGCCGCUGAGACCGCUGGGAGGUCUGAUGAUCCCCGUCUACUGCGUGGUGGAGCACGCGGACGCGGCGACGGCCGCCGACUACGAGGGCCGCGGCGACCGCCACGCCGAGUUCGUGCUGGUCCGCAAAGACGUCCUCUUCACGCAGCUGGUGGAGACGGCGCUGGCCGCCCUCGGGUACUCGCACAACUCGGCCGUCCAGGCGCGCGGCAUCAUUAAAGUGGGCAGAUGGAAGCCGAUGCCCAUCCACUACCUGACGGACGCUCCGGAGGCGACGGUGGCGGACAUGCUGCUGGACGUUUACCACAUGGUCACGCUGAGGAUCCUACUGCACAGCUUCGCCCGCCUGGAGGAGCUGCCUUCGGAGCAGUGGACCCACGCCACAGUGAGAAACGCCCUCAAAGAGCUGCUGAGAGAGACCAACCAGAGCGCCCUGGCCAAGGAGUGUCCUCUGUCCCAGAGUAUGAUCUCAGCGAUAGUGAACAGUUCCUACUACGCCAACGUCUCCACCUCCAAAUGCCAGGAGUUUGGACGCUGGUACAAGAGGUACAAACGCAUCAAAGGUGACUACAUCGAGAAGAUGUGGCUGUCGCAGGAGAAGUCGGAUAUCAAAGUGGAGAGGGAUCUGGACCUGAGCAUCCUGAGCCACCGCCCCCCCCCUCUCUUGCCCUCUCCCACCCACAUGGGCGCCCUGGGCAGCCCCGGACCCCUUCCAAUGAAGAGCGGCCUCGGGGACACGCAGACCUCCGGCCUGCCUCACCCGGCCAACCAGAGCCACCCCAGCCCCCCGCUGCGGCCCCAGGCGCCCUCCCUCCUGGGCCACGGCGGCAUCCUGCCCCCCCAGCUCUCCCCUCAGCUGGUGCGCCAGCAGCUCGCCAUGGCCCACCUCAUCAACCAGCAGCUGGCCGUCAGCCGCCUGCUCGUGCACCAGCACCCGCAGGGCGUCAACCAGCAGUUCCUCAACCACCCCCCCAUCUCGCGCGCGUGCAAGAUCGCGGGCGGCGUCAACGAGCCCAGCAUCAGCUGCUCGGGGGCCGAAGUCUCCUCCGACAUUUACCAGCAGGUCAGGAACGAGCUGAAACGGGCCAGCGUUUCCCAGGCUGUGUUCGCCCGCGUGGCUUUUAACCGCACACAGGGGCUGCUCUCGGAGAUCCUACGUAAGGAAGAGGAUCCCCGCUCGGCCUCUCAGUCUCUGCUGGUCAACCUGAAGGCCAUGCAGAACUUCCUCAACCUGCCAGAGGGGGAGCGAGACCGCAUCUACCAGGAGGAGAGGGAGAGGAGCACCAGCACCAACCACAACCUCGCCACCAACCACAUCUCCAGCACCAACAGACACACGCAGAUAAAGUGCAGCGUGCCCGGUCCGGAGCUGCAGCUGAAGCUCGACUCGCUGGUGAACAUCACGUCAGGGAUCUACGAGGAGAUCCAGCAGGAGAUGAAGAGGGCGAAGGUGUCCCAGGCGCUGUUCGCCAAGGUGGCCGCCAACAAGAGUCAGGGUUGGCUGUGCGAGCUGCUGCGGUGGAAGGAGAGCCCGAGCCCCGAGAACCGCACGCUGUGGGAGAACCUGUGCACCAUCCGGAGGUUCCUGGCGCUGCCGCAGGCCGACCGGGACCAGAUCUACGAGGAGGAGUCCAGGCAGCAGCACAGCGAGCGGCUCCACACCGUCCUGCACAUGCCCGAGCAGCAGAUGCUCCAGAGGCAUCCGCUGCCACCGCUCACCUCUCCGUCCCCGAUCCGCGAGGAGCCGCAGCCCAUCUCGCUGCCGGUGCUGCAGGCCUCGGAGGACGGGCCUCAGCGCGGCAUGAGCCCCGGCCUGGGGGGCGGAGGGGGGACGAAGAAGGCGCGGUCGAGGACGAGGAUUUCCCUGGAGGCGCUGGGCAUCCUGCAGAGCUUCAUCGGGGACGUGGGGCUGUACCCCGACCAGGAGGCCAUCCACACCCUGUCGGCCCAGCUCGACCUGCCCAAGCACACCAUCGUCAAGUUCUUCCAGAACCAGCGCUACAACGUCAAGCACCACAACCAGUCCAGGGAGGCCGUCCCGGGGGAGGACGAGCGGGAGAGCCCGAGCCCCAGCGAGGGAGGCGCCUGCACGGCGGAGGGCAGAGGAGAGGAGGGCCUCUCCGCCUCCGAGGAGUCGAGCGAGGACGGGAGAGGCUCGGUGGAGGCGCUGAGGACGGACGGACGGGACGGAGGAGAGGAGGCGGAAAUGGAGGUGGAGAAAGAAGAAGGGGAGGACGGGAAAGCCUCGGGGCCGGCCACGUCCUCGCUGUCCCCCUACAGCAGCCUAGACAGCCCCCACUCUGCAGAGCAACAGAGAUAACAGCAGAAAGAAGCAUCAAACUGUGAAUAAACACACACUCUCAUCCCGUCAUCAUCAUCAUGAACUUUCCCAGAGCUGAUAAUCAGAGCUCGCUAAUAUCUGAAGAACUGUGGAGACAUAUUUAUGUUGGACCGAUUCCAAGCUGCUGCCUUCAGGUGGUGCCAGCGAUUGUGAAAAGCGUUCUUCCUCCUUUUAGCUUUUCACUCAGUUACGGUUCAGUGUGGAUGGAAAAGCACCACAAAGGGCAUUAUAUCCUCUCCUUUGAUCAUGUUUAAACCCAGGUCCAUACUCCUCCCUGAUCAGUUCACACCAAUCAAAGUUUAAAUACGUAUCAUUUAAAAACGAACUCAUCCGUCUCCUUGUUGAGGAUGGAUGCAGCGUUAUUUUGUCAUCUCCGUGUCCUUCCCAUGAUGCUUCAGGAUGUCCUAGAAUCCCACACCAUUAAUAUUUAUUACAGCUUUAUAUUUACUGAAACCUAAGUAUCAUUGUUGUAAUUAGAGUUUUCUUAUUUUCUUUGCUAUACAAGUCUUUGUAAAUGUGACUCAAACAGGACCAGAGAAGACUCGCCCUGUUCCACGUCGUUUGAAUACGAACUUUCUUCUACGUUUUCUAAAACUCAGUUUUCUAGCAGAAAAAUGUACAUUAUGAUGUAAAUGUUGGACAGUCCACCUGCUACAGUGAACCCGCCGUCCCAUCCAGGAAUGAACCACUAUCACCUUUUUUUUCUUUUGUUUUGUUUUUUACACGGUUUUGUGUUACUCGUGUCACAGCCGAACCUCCUGCGGUCCGUCUCAAUUAGACGCUCCGCCCUGGAUGGAGCGCACCAAUUUUCAAUUUUCUGCUUUGUUCCACUUCGAUGUUAAUCUGUUGUUGUUUGAUUCUGUUGUGGGCAGGACAUGAAAAUCUGAUAAAAGUUUUCCAAAGUA
Messenger RNA from Mugil cephalus (flathead mullet), 3576 nucleotides. RefSeq names its product DNA-binding protein SATB2-like. NCBI's taxonomy places the organism in Eukaryota, Metazoa, Chordata, Actinopteri, Mugiliformes, Mugilidae. The record is from RefSeq and is a predicted model, not a curated record. The transcript is spliced from 12 exons. The coding region runs from base 140 to 2650 and encodes 836 amino acids. Gene Ontology annotation, molecular function: RNA polymerase II cis-regulatory region sequence-specific DNA binding; DNA-binding transcription factor activity, RNA polymerase II-specific. Gene Ontology annotation, biological process: chromatin remodeling; regulation of transcription by RNA polymerase II.